Molecule: messenger RNA, 3534 nt
Organism: Closterium sp. Naga37s-1
Lineage: Eukaryota; Viridiplantae; Streptophyta; Zygnematophyceae; Desmidiales; Closteriaceae
Source: the annotation of a GenBank genome assembly
AUGGAUGACGCCAGCGGUGACGCAGACAGUCCUCCGGACAGCCCGCCCUUCCGCCCGCCGCCCUCCGCCGCCGCGUUGGCGGACGAUGACGACGAGGGGGAAACGCUGCUGGGGGUGCGCGCCGCCUUCCCAGCGUCGUUCGGCCGCCAGGAGGAGCGCGUCACGCCGCUCGAGGCCGUGCACGCGCAGACGGCGCGCGCACACGCGGAGCGCGCCGGGGGGAAGGGGAAGAAGAAGGCUGGGGGGAUGAAGUUCAGCAUCGGGCCGAGCCUAGCGAAGAGGUUAGGCGACGGGGCCAAGGCAGGGCUGGCUGGAGCAGCGGCGGGGGGAGCAGCGGCGGUAGGAGCGGCAGGCGCUGGAGCUGUGGCGGAGAGGGGAGGUGCAGGCGGAGGAGCAGAGCGGGUGGGCGGAGAUGAAGCUGCGGGGGGGAGCUUGCGGGAGACGAAUGGUGGUAGUGCCGCAAGUGGCUGCGCUGGUGGGGCAACCAGGGACAGGGAUGGGGCAAGAGCGGUGAGGGAUGGAGGAGCAACAGAUGGGCGAGGAGCAGCGGUGGUGCAGGGCCAGGGCGAGGGCCAGGGCGAGGGCCAGGGCGAGGGCGAGGGCGAGGGCGAGGGCGAGGGCGAGGGCGAGGGCGAGGGCGAGGGCGAGGGCGAGGGCGAGGGCGAGGGCGAGGGGCAUGCAGUGAUCGGCCCUCCGCGGCCGCCGGGCCGCUUGGAGGACGGAGUUGGCGGACUGAUUGGGCCGCCUGCCCCUGCUGCUCGCAGCACACAGCAGCCCGGUGGGCGGAAGAAGAGCCGCUCGACAGCGCGGCAGGAUGGGGCGCACGGUGGGCAGAGGAGCGAUGGCAGUGAUGUGGAUGACGAUGAGGAGGAGGAGGAAGCAGAGGCGGAGGAGGAGGAGGAGGACGAGUUUGGAGUGCCGCUGAGCAAUGAGAUUGUGCUGGGGGGACACACCAAGGCAGUGGCGGCGCUGGCGGUGGACCCAACGGGCACGAGGGUGAUAAGUGGCAGCUACGACUACUCGCUGCGCUUCUACGACUUCCACGGCAUGGACUCGCGCCUCAAGGCAUUCCGGGAGCUCGUGCCGUUCGACGGACACCAAGUGCGCGCCGUCUCCUUCAGCCCCUCCGCUGACCUCUUCAUCACCGCCACCGGCAACGCCCAGGCCAAGGUGUACGACAGGGACGGGCGCAGCAAGGGCGAGAUGGUGCGCGGCGACAUGUACAUCCGCGACCUGCGCAACACCAAGGGGCACAUCGCCGGGCUCACCACCGCGCAGUGGCACCCCUGUGAGCGCCACACGGCGCUCACCGCGUCCGAGGACGGGUCGCUGCGCAUCUGGGAUGUGCGCGACUUCAAGUCGCAGAAGAAGGUGGUGAAGCCGAAGCUGGGGCGGCCGGGCAGGGUGCCGGUGACAGCAGCGGAGUGGGGCCCUGAUGGCCGCCUCGUGGCUGCUGGCCUCAAUGAUGGCUCGCUGCAGGUGUGGAAUGUGAAGUCAGGGUGGGGGUCGCUGCCGGACCUGCUGUGUGCUGACGCGCACGAGAGGGGCGACGACAUCACAGGGCUCGCCUUCUGCUCCGAUGCUUCCCUGCUCGUCUCCCGCUCCAUGGAUGGUACCAUGAAGCAAGCUGCUCUGCCUCAAGCAAGCUGCUCUGCCUCAAGCAAGCUGCUCUGCCUCAAGCAAGCUGCUCUGCCUCAAGCAAGCUGCUCUGCCUCAAGCAAGCUGCUCUGCCUCAAGCAAGCUGCUCUGCCUCAAGCAAGCUGCUCUGCCUCAAGCAAGCUGCUCUGCCUCAAGCAAGCUGCUCUGCCUCAAGCAAGCUGCUCUGCCUCAAGCAAGCUGCUCUGCCUCAAGCAAGCUGCUCUGCCUCAAGCAAGCUGCUCUGCCUCAAGCAAGCUGCUCUGCCUCAAGCAAGCUGCUCCCGUGCACUCGUUAAUGGAUGCUGGCAUCAGAAUGGAUGCUGGCAUCAGAAUGGAUGCUGGCAUCAGAAUGGAUGCUGGCAUCAGAAUGGAUGCUGGCAUCAGAAUGGAUGCUGUCAUCAGAAUGGAUGCUGGCAUCAGAAUGGAUGCUGGCAUCAGAAUGGAUGCUGGCAUCCGAAUGGAUGCUGGCAUCAGAAUGGAUGCUGGCAUCAGAAUGGAUGCUGGCAUCAGAAUGGAUGCUGGCAUCAGAAUGGAUGCUGGCAUCAGAAUGGAUGCUGGCAUCAGAAUGGAUGCUGGCAUCAGAAUGGAUGCUGGCAUCAGAAUGGAUGCUGGCAUCAGAAUGGAUGCUGGCAUCAGAAUGGAUGCUGGCAUCAGAAUGGAUGCUGGCAUCAGAAUGGAUGCUGGCAUCAGAAUGGAUGCUGGCAUCAGAAUGGAUGCUGUCAUCAGAAUGGAUGCUGGCAUCAGAAUGGAUGCUGGCAUCAGAAUGGAUGCUGGCAUCAGAAUGGAUGCUGGCAUCAGAACAUCAGAAUGGAUGCUGGCAUCAGAAUGGAUGCUGGCAUCAGAAUGGAUGCUGGCAUCAGAAUGGAUGCUGGCAUCAGAAUGGAUGCUGGCAUCAGAAUGGAUGCUGUCAUCAGAAUGGAUGCUGGCAUCAGAAUGGAUGCUGGCAUCGGUUCGUGUGGGACGUGCGCAAGUUCAAGCAGCCAGUGAGGGCGCUCUGGGACCUGCCGAACCACUACCAGCAGACCAACGUGGCGUGGAGCCUACUUUUGAGACGUCCCAAAAGUCAGCCCCCCCGCCCGUCCCCCCCCCUCGUCCGCAGGUGUGGGAUGUGCGCAAGUUCAAGCAGCCAGUGAGGGUGUACGCGGACCUGCCGAACCACUACCAGCAGACCAACGUGGCGUGGAGCCCCGACGAGCGCCUCUUCUUCACCGGCACCUCUGCAGAGAAAGGCGGGCGCGGCGGGCAGGUGAGGGUGGGGGGAGAGAAUGAGCGCAGGCGGGUGGUGUUGGAGAGACGAGGACUGCACUUCUACUCCAAGGAGUCGCUGAACCUCGUGCGCGUCACGGGCGUGUCCCCCGACCAGAGCGUUGUGCGCGUGCUGUGGCACGCACGCCUCAACCAGAUAUUCGCCACAUGUGGCGACAAGAAGGCGGGCGGGACGCACAUCCUCUACGACCCCACGCUCAGCGAGCGCGGUGCGCUGGUGUGCGUGGCGCGUGCCCCCCGCGCGCCGCGCCCCGAGGACCUGUGUGCGCGCGUGGCGGCGCCUGCCAUCCGCAACCCGCACGCGCUGCCCAUGUUCCGCGACGAGCCGAGCCGCAAGCGGCAGCGCGAGAAGGCGCGCAAAGACCCCGUGGCGAGCCAGCGCCCCGACCUGCCCAUGGAGGGACCGGGGCACGGCGGGCGCGUGGGGCAGACAAAGGGCACCCUGCUCACCCAGUACCUGCUCCGCGAGGGCGGGCUGCUGAAGGAGACGUGGAUGGAGGAGGACCCGCGAGAGGCCAUCCUCAAGUACGCCGACGCGGCCGCCAAGGACCCGCAGAUCAUCGCCCCCGCCUACGCUGCCACGCAGCCCACCACGCUGUUCCACGAGUCCGAUGACGAGGACAAGGACUAG